GAGAGAGAGAGAGAGAGAGAGAGAGAGGCAGGUGGAAAGAGGAGGGGUCUGGGUGGUCCAGACAAUCAGUCCUUGUGUACCUCACACACACGCAUUAUUAAAAAGAAGACUAUACGCCACUCCGCUCUGCCCUCCACUCGAGAAGCGAGCGCGCGUAUGGAAACAUUUAUGAGCACCAAAGGGAAUUAGUGAGCCCGGAGCAUCACGAGAACACUCCUGCUACCAAAAAGGGAGAAUCUGUCGUCGAUGCCUGAGUCUAAAUGAAGUGGUUCCGCCAUGCAAUGUUCCUGGAAGGCAGUGGUCCUGCUGGCCUUGGCCUCCAUCGCCAUCCAGUACACGGCCAUCCGUACACUCACCUCCAAGCCUUUCCAGUUGUGCACAUUGCCCAGCCCACAGAACUGCGGUCUGGGGGAUCAGGAGACCGAACCUCCCUUUGAACGGGGGGCAGUUGGCUGUGAAGAUUACCCAACCAUUUACAUGAAUGCAUCCCGCAAGACACACAUCCUGGUCUUGGCCACCACUCGUAGCGGCUCCUCCUUUGUCGGCCAACUUCUCAACCAGCACCAAGAGUUUUUUUACCUGUUUGAACCUCUUUAUCAUGUCCAGACCACACUGAUCCCCCGUCUGUCCCACAGCCACAACACAGCAGACCGUCGUGUGAUGCUGGGGGCUAGCCGAGACCUCUUGAGAAGCCUGUAUGGUUGCGACCUCUAUUUCCUUGAGAGCUACAUCAAACCAACUCCCACAAACCACACCACAGACAAACUUUUCCGACGUGGUGCAAGCAGAGCGUUGUGCCAACAACCGGUAUGUGAUGCCUUUGGCCCAUCGGAUGUUAAUGUGGAAGAGGGGGACUGCGUUAAGAAAUGUGCACUUCUUAACAUGACCUUGGCAACUGAAGCCUGUCGGGAGAAACGACAUGUGGCCAUCAAGAUUGUCCGUGUGCCAGAGAUUGGGGAUUUGCGCGCCUUGUUGGAGGACCCCAGACUGAAUAUCAAAGUGAUCCAACUGGUCAGAGACCCCCGCGGUAUCCUAUCUUCCCGGAUUGAGACCUUCAGGGAUACAUACCGGCUGUGGCGUAUAUGGAGGGCCACGGGGAGAAAGCCCUACAAUCUUGACUUGAGUCAGCUCACUGUUGUCUGUGAAGACUACGGAAACUCUGUUUCAACUGGUCUCAGCCAUCCGUAUUGGUUGAAAGGGAAAUAUAUGUUGGUCCGCUAUGAAGAUUUGGCGAAAAAUCCACUCCAGAAGACAAAGGAGAUCUAUGACUAUCUGGGGCUGCCCAUGGAUAAAAAUGUGGAAGACUGGAUACAUGCAAACACUCGCGGCAGCAAUGAACCAUCAGCGAAACACAAAUUUGGUACAAUACGAGACUCAGCAGCUAAUGCCGAGAGUUGGCGCUUGAAACUCUCUUAUGACAUGGUAGAAUACACUCAGACUGUGUGUCAAAAGGUUCUCCAUCAACUCGGUUACAAGACUGUGAGGUCAGUCGAAGAAUUGAAAAACAUGUCUAUCUCACUGGUGCAGGACAAAACCUUUGCACCCUUUUUGUAACAAAAGAUAGUUCCCUGGUGACUAUUUUUAUAUAUUGAUAAUUGUUGCCUUAUCAUGUCAUUGGUUGGUUGUUGCUUUUUGUCGAUUCAAAUUUGCACUAAAUGAGAAUUUGAAUGCACGAAGGGACGAUGGAUGAUCCCCAAAUGUAAUUAACAGCACACUUAAAACACUAAAUAAGCAAACAAGCUAGUUUACAAAUGUGUCAUUUAUAUUUUCCCCAUUAACAGGACAUCGUUUUCAUUCACUCUGUGUAUGCAAGUAAAAAUGUUGCCCUUCAAAAAAUGUGUCGGUAAAUGGAAUGGGUCAUUGUUUCUUUUACAAGGAAUGACAAAACUGUGCAAUAAAUAGUGAAUGUUGCAGUCAA
Hippocampus comes (tiger tail seahorse) is the source of this 1918-nucleotide messenger RNA. It is a transcript of the gene chst1, whose product is annotated as carbohydrate (keratan sulfate Gal-6) sulfotransferase 1. The transcript has 2 exons. The record is from RefSeq and is a predicted model, not a curated record. Lineage: Eukaryota; Metazoa; Chordata; Actinopteri; Syngnathiformes; Syngnathidae. Gene Ontology annotation, cellular component: Golgi membrane. The coding region runs from base 277 to 1554 and encodes 425 amino acids. Gene Ontology annotation, molecular function: keratan sulfotransferase activity; N-acetylglucosamine 6-O-sulfotransferase activity. Gene Ontology annotation, biological process: keratan sulfate proteoglycan metabolic process; carbohydrate metabolic process; N-acetylglucosamine metabolic process.